CAGUUUAGCUAACAAUGGCAUCCACACUGAAUCUGAAAGAAGCCACUGGCAACCAAAGUUCAUGGGAUACUUUGCUACCAGAUUUCCCUAAAGGACCGCUUCGCAAAUAUCGUGAGAAAGCUUCCUUCAACUGGAAGGAGAUGGCAGUGUUACUACAUGGUGAAGAUAUCAUCCAGCUUAAGAACAGAAUCUUCUCUGCUCUGGAAAGUGAUCCUCUCUUUGCACAUCAUCCUGGAGAAGAUCUGUGCCGCGAGAAAUAUCAGGAGCUGACAUUCCUACGCUGUAAAAGGCUCUUUGAAUAUGAUUUUCUUACUCAGCAAGAGAUCAUAGAGAAUCCAUUAAAGAUACUUAAUAUGGUCAUCUGUAUAGGAAUGUAUGAUUGGUCUCUAUGUCUCCAGUAUUUCUUACAUUGUGGUGUAUUUGCAGGUCCAAUUUUGAGUGCUUCUAAGAGGUUUGCAGGCUUUGUGAAACAGAUUUAUAGCAUGGAGAUUUUUGGAUGUUUUGCUCUGACUGAACUCAGCCAUGGAACUAAUACCAAAGGCAUACGGACUACUGCCACGUUUGAUCAAAGCACUCAGGAAUUUAUCAUCAAUACUCCUGACUUUGAAGCUGCAAAGUUCUGGGUUGGUAAUAUGGGGAAACAUGCCACUCAUGCAGUUGUGUAUGCCCAACUCUAUACUCCUGAUGGACAGUGCCAAGGAUUACAUUCCUUUAUUGUACAGAUUCGAGAUACAAAAACUCUCCUACCAAUGCCAGGUGUGAUGGUAGGUGACAUAGGAAAGAAACUUGGGCUGAAUGGGUUGGAUAAUGGAUUUGCCAUGUUCCACAAUGUCAGGAUACCUAAAGAAAACAUAUUGAAUAUAACUGGAGAUGUCACAGCUGAGGGAAAGUACUCAAGUUCAAUCAAGGAUGUUAAAGAGCGUUUUAGUGCAGCUCUGGGAUCCUUGUCCACUGGCAGAAUUCUGAUCACAGCACUUUCCACGGCCAAUUUAAAGCUUGCUUUAUCGAUAGCCAUUCGCUUCUCAGCAGCUCGCCGUCAGUUUGGACCAACUGAUGAAGAAGAAAUACCUGUUCUUGAAUACCAAACACAGCAAUGGCGUCUUCUUCCUUAUCUGGCUGCUGCAUAUGCCUUAGAUUAUUUCUCCAAAUCCCUGUUUGAGAAUUUCAUAGAAUUUUAUGCAGGCUUAUUGACAAAGCAAAGGACUCAGAGACAGGCUGAUUUGGGACGUGAGAUUCAUGCCUUAUCUGCUGCCAGCAAACCACUGUCUUCUUGGACUGCUCAGCAGGCAGCCCAGGAGUGCCGAGAAGCUUGUGGAGGACACGGUUACCUUGCCAUGAAUCGUCUGGGUGAAAUCCGAAAUGACAAUGAUCCAAACUGCACAUAUGAGGGAGAUAACAACAUCCUGCUUCAGCAAACCAGCAACUACUUAAUGAGCUGGAUGAAUUGCAUAAGAGAUAAAGCUCCUUUUGAAUCCCCUUUUGGAACAAUAAACUUUUUGCAAGACUACCAUCAUAUCCUUGGCUGGAAAUUCACAUCCAUUAGUGUUGAAGAUUGCAUGGACUCCUCAGUUCCUUUAGCAGCAUAUAAAUGGCUGGUUUGUUACCUUCUCCGAGAAAGUGACCUAAAGCUGAGCAAGGAGAAGCAGUCUGGGCGAAGUGACUUUGAGGCAAAAAAUAACUGUCAGGUGUACUACUGUCGAUCCUUAGCCAUUGCUUUUAUUGAACAAACAGCCUUACAAAGAUUUCAUGACUACACACAUGAUCCCAACUUACCAUCUACUCUGCAGCCAGUGCUUAAGAAUCUCAGUGCUCUGUAUGGACUCUGGUCUUUAAGUAAACAUCUGGCUGUGCUCUACCAAGGUGGCUAUGCUUCAGGUGAACAAGCUGGUAGAUUUAUUCAGAAUGCUAUUCUGGAGCUCUGCAACAGGUUGAAAGAUGAUGCAGUUGCCCUGGUUGAUGUUUUUGCUCCUCCUGACUUCAUUCUCAACUCUCCCAUUGGUAAAGCUAGUGGAGAGUUAUAUAAAAACAUGUGGGCAGAGAUCCUUCAAGGCAGCAAAGCUCUGAACAGGCCUUCAUGGUGGGCAGAAUUUUGUAUUAAUAAACCUGUUGCAGGCAGGCUGAGGUCAAAAUUGUAAACCAAACAAGUUGUAAAAGGCUGGAUGGACCUGAGAUGGAUGCCGUGUUUCAAACUUCAGGAGGAAAUGAGACCAUAUGUCAAACAUUGAAAAUGAAAGAGAUUUUCAUAGAGAAGUGCCAAGUUUUAAAAUAACCUUGAAAUCAAGUCCAACUUGGUCUCGGGGAUUGUUAUAAUAAUGAGAGGAGCGAGAGCAACACAUCUGCACACUAUUCAUAUUUACUCAAUUAAAUACAAAAAAAUGAAGAAUCAUUAUGAUCACUGCUUCGCAAAGUUUCUAUAAAAGAAAUGUUCCAAUC
Charadrius vociferus (killdeer) is the source of this 2433-nucleotide messenger RNA. RefSeq names its product acyl-CoA oxidase 3, pristanoyl (gene ACOX3). The transcript has 17 exons. Bases 15 to 2135 code for a protein of 706 amino acids. The record is from RefSeq and is a predicted model, not a curated record. Gene Ontology annotation, biological process: fatty acid beta-oxidation using acyl-CoA oxidase; lipid homeostasis. Gene Ontology annotation, molecular function: fatty acid binding; FAD binding; pristanoyl-CoA oxidase activity. Gene Ontology annotation, cellular component: peroxisome. NCBI's taxonomy places the organism in Eukaryota, Metazoa, Chordata, Aves, Charadriiformes, Charadriidae.